Molecule: messenger RNA, 1594 nt
Organism: Aspergillus neoniger CBS 115656
Lineage: Eukaryota; Fungi; Ascomycota; Eurotiomycetes; Eurotiales; Aspergillaceae
Product: FAD-dependent oxidoreductase
Exons: 2
Coding region: 47-1522 (491 amino acids)
Molecular function (GO): oxidoreductase activity; FAD binding
Source: RefSeq, a predicted model, not a curated record
CCUCCCUACCUACCCCAAGGCGCAUCCUCGUGGAAUCCUGUCCACAAUGGCCUUCUCCUUCCUUCGUAUUCUUUCCUCCCUCCUCCUGGUCCUGCAACUGUCGACAGCAGCCUCGACCUCCACUCUUCGUCAAUGCCUUCUCACCGCGGUGCAGAAUGACCCGACCCUCGUCGCCGUUGAUGGCGACCUCCUUUAUCAGACGCUGGCCGUCCAGGUCUACAACCUGAACUGGCCCGUCACGCCGGCAGCCGUGGCCUUCCCCAAGUCCACUCAGCAAGUCGCCUCCAUCGUCAAUUGCGCUGCGUCGCUGGGCUACAAAGUCCAGGCCAAGAGCGGUGGCCACAGCUAUGGCAAUUACGGCCUGGGCGGCACCAAUGGCGCGAUCAGCAUCAACCUCAAGAACAUGAAAUCCUUCUCCAUGAACUACACCAAUUACCAAGCCACAGUAGGCGCCGGCAUGCUCAACGGCGAACUCGACGACUACCUCCACAACGCCGGUGGACGGGCCAUCGCGCACGGCACCUCCCCACAGAUCGGCGUCGGAGGACACGCAACAAUCGGGGGACUGGGCCCCGCGGCGCGUCAAUACGGCAUGGAACUCGACCACGUCCUGGAAGCCGAAGUCGUCCUCGCCAAUGGCACCGUCGUGCGCGCCUCCUCUACACAGAACUCAGACCUACUAUUCGCCAUAAAAGGCGCCGGCGCCAGCUUCGGCGUCGUCACCGAGUUCGUCUUCCGCACCGAACCCGAACCCGGCUCCGCAGUCCAAUACUCCUUCACCUUCGGACUUGGAAGCACCUCAUCGCGCGCCGACCUAUUCAAAAAAUGGCAGAGCUUCAUCUCCCAGCCAGACCUCACCCGUAAAUUCGCCAGCAUCUGCACCAUCCUCGACCACGUCCUGGUCAUCUCCGGCACCUUCUUCGGCACCAAAGCCGAAUACGACGCUCUCGGUCUGGAAGACCAAUUCCCCGGCCACACCAACUCCACCGUCAUCGUCUUCACCGACUGGUUAGGCCUCGUAGCCCAAUGGGCCGAGCAGUCCAUCCUCGACCUAACGGGCGGUAUUCCCGCGGACUUCUACUCCCGCUGUCUCUCCUUCACCGAGAAGACCCCCAUCCCGUCCACCGGCGUCGACCAACUCUUCGAGUACCUCGACAGCGCAGACACCGGGGCAUUACUCUGGUUCGUCAUCUUCGAUCUCGAAGGCGGUGCUAUUAACGACGUCCUCAUGGACGCAACGGGCUAUGCCCACCGCGACACGCUGUUCUGGCUGCAGUCGUACGCCAUCACGCUGGGAUCCGUGUCCCAGACGACGUAUGACUUCCUGGAUCGUGUCAACGAGAUCAUUCGUAAUAAUACCCCCGGUCUGGGUAAUGGGGUGUAUCCGGGCUAUGUGGAUCCUCGGCUUCAGAAUGCCCGCGAGGCGUACUGGGGGUCGAAUUUGCCGAAGUUGAUGCAGAUUAAGUCGUUGUAUGAUCCGUCGGAUUUGUUUCAUAACCCGCAGGGUGUGUUGCCUGCGUGAUUGUGAGUCCAAGAUUACUGGGUAUGGUUUCCGACUCGUAUAUAGGCUUUGAUUCUUGGAUAAUAAAUUCAG